Messenger RNA from Batrachochytrium dendrobatidis JAM81, 4086 nucleotides. RefSeq lists its product as uncharacterized. The record is from RefSeq and is a predicted model, not a curated record. Gene Ontology annotation, cellular component: plasma membrane. Lineage: Eukaryota; Fungi; Chytridiomycota; Chytridiomycetes; Rhizophydiales. Gene Ontology annotation, biological process: positive regulation of protein targeting to membrane; positive regulation of vesicle fusion; positive regulation of D-glucose transmembrane transport. The coding region runs from base 1 to 4086 and encodes 1361 amino acids. The transcript is spliced from 6 exons. Gene Ontology annotation, molecular function: calcium ion binding; calcium-dependent phospholipid binding.
AUGCCAUGCAUUCUCAAAGUAAAGAUUAUUUCUGCUCGCAACCUACCCAUUAUGGAUAGAACCACCGAUUUGACUGAUGCUUUUGUGGAAGUCAAGUUUGCUGACUCGGGCACUUACAGAACUCAGAUCCGUCGUCGCACUCUGAAUCCAGUCUGGAAUGAAGACUUUCGAUUUGAAGUGAGCGAUGAUGCCGAUUUACAAAAUGAGCCAUUGGAACUUAAGGUUAUGGACUAUGACCAAAUCACAUAUAACGAUGCUAUUGGCACUGUAUUUAUAGACCUCAAUCCUCUACUAACUUGGGAUUCUCCUGCACAAAUAUCUGGCUGGUUUCCAGUAUACGAUACACUUCUUGGUGUACGUGGCGAGUUGAAUGCUCAAGUUAAACUACAGCUUUUUGGAGAUAUCAAUCCAUUCAAAGACUCAUCUGCUGGUGUGCAGUUCUUUUCUGUUCCAACACCUCCACCCAAUUAUCAGAUUGUAUCUGUGCUUGGAUUUGUGAGUGCUUUGGAUGAUGAAGAUGAUCCAGAAUACCAUUGGAGUGACAAUUUUCGAACUCCAAGAAAAUCCAACGAGGCUAGAACUCGAGUCAUGUUCCGGCUAUCUGGUCAUAUUCGACGUCAAUUGGGUAAAAAAGUUCUUGAACUCAAUGGAAAUGCAGUUCUUGGAUUCAAACAGCUAUUUGAUUUGGAAGAGGACAAUAAAACCAUCACAGCGCGUGCAGUUGGGACUGCUGUAAAGCUUGUGUUUACCAGCAAUGGCCAAUGCAAUAACGAUUUAGCUGCCUCUUCAGCAUCACUCAAAUCCGUUUCAUUUGCAGGACAGCCUUUGCCACAUGAUAUUGCCAUGUUUGGAUCGCCAACAAUGCCACCUACUCUGAAUAUGGCUAGUAAUGCUGCGAUAGAGCAUAUGGACAAUAUGGAAGCAGACGUACAGCAUAACUUACCUCCACCGCUGAUUGUCCCUUCACAUACUCCAUGGAGACAAUUAGACCAGGUUCCACUUACUUUGGAAGAAUUUCCUCGUGGUGCUAUCCUUGGCAUCGGUGGUCUUGUAUCUGCAGCCUCUGUUAAAGUACUGGAUAAAGACGAGCGUGAUGUGCGCAGUUCGUGGUGGAAUGAGCUUCGCGAUGAAAUUAAAUCUCAUGCAAGAAGUCUUCGCUGUCCUUAUAUUGUUGGAUACACUGAGCAAUGCAGCAUCAAUGAAGAACUAGCUGUUCUGCAUUGCACAGGCACAGCAGCAUGGGUAGAUAUUGCAUUGUUUAAUCCGACAAAUCUAGUUUCAAGUUUUGGUGUCAAUUUAAAUAGCAGCUCUGUGUGGAAGCCAGACUCUGCCGAUUUGGGACGUGAAUCUCUGCAUCCAAUUUCAUCGCCCUCAAAAAGUGUUACAUUAACUUUAGGAGUAGAGUCACCUACUUCUUAUGAUGAAGCCAGUCAUAUACCCACGAAUAGCCUUACUGGAGGUGCUUUGGACGUGGCACAAGCCUUGAAUGGUAUCGGCCCAAAAGAUAUCCCUUUACCUAAAAGGCAAGCAUCAAUACCUUUAGGCGAAGCCGGGACAUCUGUUCCUCAUCCAUCUUUUCACCACAAUGAGCGAAGUGAAUCCACCAAGUUCAAGGUCAACAGUACACCACGCCGUGGAUCCCAAAUGUCAACAACAAAGGAUGGAGAGGAUUAUCAUUCGAACAAACAUCGUGCCAAGAAACGGUUGAAGCACUUGGCAUGUCGAUCCAGUCAUAUUACUUACAGACGCAACGAGUCUCCGUUUCCCAUGGCGCUUACUCGCUGUGGGAUUUGUCGUCGUAAAUACGUUCCAGAAAUUCUUCUAACUACCAUUGAGCUUCCUUCUGAAUUGGAAACGAUUGGAAAAGGAGUAUUUAUCGAGGCCCUUGUAUGCAGACAAAAAAAACCUCGCAUUGGAGAGGCAAGAGCUGUAAGCAUAAGCGAGUCAAUCCCAUUUGCACAGUACGAUCUUCAUCGUCAGCUCAUGUACAAACUACGCAUGUAUGGACUGAAUGCCAUUUUUGGAUUGCAUAUCCAGAUUUCUAUUGGCGAAAACUUGAUGACUGCUGUAGCGACUGGAACCGCAGUCUAUGUUCGGGCUUUACCCACACCACUUGCACUCAAAGUCAUGCGUAAUCUGGAAGUCGUUGACGAAGAAGAUGAGAGAUUGAUGGAUCUGCAAAGAAAAAUCAUGAUUCAGAGUGAAGCGAAUCGCAAGAGAAUUGAAGAGGCUUUGGAAACUGUUCGGCGUCGACGUGAUGAAGAACAUCCUGAUCAAAGUGAUUCUGACGACGAUAGUGCAUCAUCAAAAUCUGAAUCUGAUGAUGAGAUAGAAUCUCCAACCACGGAGAUAGGAGGUGGACCAUCCAAUCCUGGUGUAUUGAAUAUGGCAGCUGAGCCCAUUGGUGCAUGUGGUUCAAAUACUACUAAUUUUCCCGGAAACAAAUCACAAAAUCAACAGUCUCAGCAACAGCGCGGCGUAGUUGUUCAGAUUGACGAUGAACAGGACGAGGAUUUGGUUCUUUUUUUAGAGCAAACUUUUCCCGAUGGAUUUGAGCUUCUUACUAUUCAAAAGCCGCCCAACUUUCAAUCGGUGAUGAAGAAUUUGCAUAAUUUUCAAAUGGUAACUAUGGUGAAGCAAGGGACAAUCAAUGCUGUGUCACAUCAUCCGAAUAGGCAGCUUGCAGGAAUUUUUCGUGCUCUGCAUCAAGAACUCCAAUAUCAGGUAGCUUACUUUUCUCCCUGCUAUGUGACUGGAAUCAAAUACAACGUGCAGCUACCUAAAGAACAAGGAGUUCAGGUGACUCUGCAAGCCAUGGUGAUUGGUGGACUCCCAAAAUGUGUCGAAGGAGUCAAGGCUCCUGGAUUUACGCAGUCCAACUCAAUCUUGAAUUUGUUUGAGCAAGUGCUGCUAUCGUCGCGUGCUACUGCUAUCGAUCGUCGUGUAUCAACUCUACACCGUCAAAUGACAUCUAGGUCUACUUCGUCGAAUCUAGACGGUGCGUCCAUCACAUCAAGUAUCCAGGACGAUAUGUUGUUUGGGCUUGAUGAAGACUUGACUACAAAUGGCCAACGAUACCAGGGAUCUGCCACUGCUCUGCCACCCGUAGAAGGAAUGUUUAGCAAUUCAUAUGGUGCUCUUGGACCUAGUGGCGGUGGACUUAAUUCAAUUCUUGGCGGAGCAGCAAGUCGUCUUGGAGUAGUAACGGGUAUCGUGUCUGGAAUGGUAGCUAAUAUAACUGCAGGAAAAGGCAAACAAGAUGGGAAUGCUUUGAGCGUACCAACUCGUACCAACUCGAACCCACAGAAUGGCCCUGUAUCCAAUCAACAAUCACAGCAGGGAUUGCCUGCUCACCCAGAACUAAUGGUCACAAUUCCCAACUACAAUGCAUCGUCUAUGCAAUCCUUUCUUCAAAAAAACGUGGAACUUUCACCCAACUCGUGGAUACCUCAAGCGAAAGUCACUCGUUUUUUAGGCAGACUGUCAAUGCAUUUUGUAAAAGAAGUCAAUCUUGUUUACGAUGGUAUGUCAGGGAAGUUUGGAAUGGGUGGAUUCACGCAUAUGUUUCUUGCAGAGCUGUUUGCAGUGGUGAAAGCCCACACAUUUGCUUUAGGUGGAAAUGGGAUUAUUGGAUUUUCAAUGGACCAGGUGUUGUUUUCAGAAAGCCUCAAAAAUUUAGGUUAUGCUUUUGUGAGCGUUUCAGGGGACGUUGUUGUUUUGGAGUAUUUACUUCCUGAUGAAGAUGCUGUGGCCAGUACUGAACAGUCCGAACCUACUUUAUUGCUUGAUGAAGGAUCAAAAAUAGCUGCUAUUGACGCAAACGAUUGUCCGACUUUGGGUUUGUCGACACCAGGUGCUCCAGAUGCGUCGGGGCUACCUGUUUCCAUACCAGAUAUAACAACGGAGUUGAUUUCAAAUCGUCCACCACCCAAUACAGUAGCAGCUGUUUCUGCAACAAGCGCGACUCUUCCUGCCGACACUUCUAUUCCCACCACAUAUACUGGCCGGGUGGUUGCGUUUGAUGAUUAUGUCGUUGUUCCUCAGUGUGAUUUUGCUACAGAGUUGUUUCAACGAUCUUGCACCUAA